AUGACACUUUCAAACCUCCCAACCUCUGUGGGCAGGAUUCUAGCCGUCUCGAGGUCCUCCUCGAGUGCGCUCUUGACCUCCUCAAACUUCGACAUCCUACGCAACAUCAUCUUCCUCUUCUUCAUGCUCCGUUUGACUCGACGAUCCUUCUAUACCAUCCGUGGGCAUGGGGUCAUUGGUACUGUCUGUAAUCUCUACAAAAAAAUCGAGCUAUACGUCGUCUCGAUGGUUUUGCGCGCCCCCGGCGUCCGUGGCCAAGUCGACAAGCAAGUUUCAACUGCACUCACCAAACUCGAGGCAAAGCUCGCUCCCCAGGGACCUGGGAUUACCAAAUACAAUGCUCUUCCAAAGCAGGGAUGGACCUCUCAACAGAUCCAUGCUGAGCUAAACAAACUAGCAGGAAUGGAGCAUACUAGGUGGGAAGACGGACGGGUUAGCGGUGCUGUGUACCAUGGCGGCGAAGACUUGUUGGAGCUUCAAACAUGUGCUUGGGGACAGUUUGCCGUCGCUAAUCCCAUUCAUCCGGACGUUUUUCCUGGUGUCAGAAAAAUGGAGGCCGAAGUUGUCGCAAUGGUGCUUGCAUUGUUUAAUGCACCAGAGGGUGGUGCUGGCGUCACAACGAGUGGUGGAACAGAAUCCAUUCUUAUGGCUUGUUUAUCUGCUCGUCAGAAGGCCUUUACUGAGCGAGGCGUCACUGAACCUGAGAUGAUCAUUCCGAAUACUGCCCACGCCGCCUUUAAUAAGGCAGCGCAGUACUUCCGCAUUAAACUCCAUUCAGUUGCUUGCCCUGGCCCAAAUUUCACCGUUCAUAUCCCAUCUGUCCGCCGCUUGAUCAAUCCUAACACUAUUCUUUUGGUUGGAUCAGCACCUAACUUUCCUCAUGGAAUUGUUGAUGAUAUACCCGCACUGUCUCGCCUGGCCGUCUCAUAUAAGAUACCCUUGCAUGUUGACUGCUGUCUAGGAUCAUUUGUGAUUGCAUUUUUGAAGAAAUCAGGCUUCCCUUCCCCAUAUGAAGAGCAGGGUGGGUUUGACUUCCGCCUUCCAGGAGUGACGAGUAUUAGUGUUGAUACACACAAAUAUGGUUUUGCUCCAAAGGGAAACUCUGUGGUGUUGUAUCGCAACCGAACUUUGCGGAGUUAUCAAUAUUUCAUCCUUCCAGAAUGGUCUGGUGGCGUUUAUGCAUCUCCAUCUAUUGCAGGAUCGCGUCCGGGUGCGUUGAUCGCCGGCUGCUGGACGAGUUUGAUGGCCAUAGGUGAAUCGGGUUACAAAGAAAGCUGCCUACAGAUUGUUGGUGCUGCUAAGAAGUUCGAACGAUCGCUUCGCGAAGACCCUGUUUUCUCACGCGAACUCAAGGUCAUCGGCCAGCCGAUGGUUAGUGUGGUUAGCUUUGCAACUGCCACAACGGAAAUUGAUAUUUAUGAUAUCGCGGAUGCUAUGUCAGCUAAAGGAUGGCAUCUUAAUGCUCUUCAGAACCCUGCCGCUAUGCAUGUCGCGUUCACCCUGCCCACGGCUAAUGCUAUUGAUCAGCUUACCGCUGAUCUACUUGGACUUGUUACUGCUCAGCGUGAAAAGAUCAACGAGCGGAAACGCUUGGGCCAGAAGAUAGAAAAGGUGCGGGGCGAUACCUCCGCUCUAUAUGGUGUUGCGGGAAGCAUCCCGGAUAAGAGCAUCGUGAGCCGUCUUGCAGAGGGCUUCCUGGAUACACUCUACCACACCUAA
Molecule: messenger RNA, 1719 nt
Organism: Ophidiomyces ophidiicola
Lineage: Eukaryota; Fungi; Ascomycota; Eurotiomycetes; Onygenales; Onygenaceae
Gene: DPL1
Product: Dihydrosphingosine phosphate lyase
Exons: 4
Coding region: 1-1719 (572 amino acids)
Biological process (GO): carboxylic acid metabolic process; sphingolipid catabolic process
Cellular component (GO): endoplasmic reticulum
Molecular function (GO): sphinganine-1-phosphate aldolase activity; pyridoxal phosphate binding
Source: RefSeq, a predicted model, not a curated record